This is a messenger RNA of Aedes albopictus (Asian tiger mosquito), 1646 nucleotides long. RefSeq lists its product as uncharacterized. The transcript has a single exon. The coding region runs from base 1 to 1635 and encodes 544 amino acids. Lineage: Eukaryota; Metazoa; Arthropoda; Insecta; Diptera; Culicidae. The record is from RefSeq and is a predicted model, not a curated record.
AUGGUGAACAAACAUUGUGGAGCCUUCCAACUCUCGAAGCUCUCAAGCGAUCAAUUCAAGGCUUUGCGAUUCAUCUGUGGACUCCAAUCGCCGAGAGACGCAGACAUCCGUGCCAGAUUGAUUUCCAAGUUAGAAGCAGACGAGAUAGCGACCGCAACUGAAGGAACGGCAAGCAAAGUCACGUUGGAGAAUCUAGUGGAAGAAUGCCAUUGGAUGGUGAAUCUUACGCAGGAUACGCAGAUGGUGGAAAGCAAGGAUACCCGAUGUGUCAACGCCAUCGCUCGAAACCAAAAUAAGCCUGUGAAGAGGAUUCCCAAAACCCCCUGCUGGAAAUGCGGUGAUUUUCACUACAUUCGUGACUGCCCUUUCAUCGAUCACACUUGUGGGAAGUGCAAACGUCAAGGUCACAAGGAAGGUUACUGUUCCAGCGACAAGCCCCCCAUCUCGAAGAAGCCCACAAAUACAAAACUGAAGGAACAAUUGAAGUCCAGGAGCAUCCAUAUGGUACGUAACAUCAGCAGUAAGCGCAAAUUCGUUCCAGUUCAUCUCAACGGCGUCAAGAUUCAGCUCCAACACGAUUCCGCAUCUGACAUUACCGUCAUCUCGGAGCAGACAUGGAACAUCAUCGGAAGACCAACAGCUUUCGCCACUGAAGAGCUAGCGGUAUCAGCAUCCGGUGAUAGUCUCAAGCUUCUCACGGAAAUCUGGACGGACAUCACGAUCGGAGACGCUACCAAGAGAGGAGGAAUUUUUGUUGCUGAUAACCCCGAUUUGAACGUGCUUGGCAUCGAAACCAUGGACCUGUUCGACCUCUGGUCCAUUCCGAUCAACAACCUCGUAAGUUCAGUCACCCAACGGCCAGGAGAUUCCGUGGAGCAGCUCAAGCGACAGUUUCCUGAAGUUUUCCAAAGCACUCUCGGCCGAUGCACCAAAGCGCAGGUGAAGCUUUACGUCAAGCCAGAAGCACGUCCAAUCUACUGCCCGAAGCGUCCUGUAGCCUACGCCGCAGCACCAAAAGUAGAAGCGGAGCUCCAGCGUCUCGAAGACAACGGCAUAAUUUCUACUGUUCAAUUUUCUGACUGGGCAGCACCAAUAGUCGUCGUACGGAAAGCAGACAACAUCUUGGUUCGCAUUUGUGGAGACUAUUCCACCGGCCUGAAUGAAGCGUUGCAGUCCGACCGUCAUCCGCUGCCCCAUCCAGACGAUAUUUUAGCAGAGUUAGCUGGUUGCCGUUACUUCACCCAUCUCGAUUUGUCAGACGCCUACCUGCAAGUUGAGGUCGAAGAAAGUUCAAGGAAACUACUUACGGUGCACACUCAUCGAGGACUUUUCCAGUACAACCGUCUUCCACCUGGAGUCAAGUCGGCGCCCGGAGCGUUCCAGCGCAUAAUCGAUAGCAUGGUUGCUGGUAUUCCCGGAGUCAAACCCUACCUGGACGAUAUCCUCAUUGCUGGCCGAACCAGGGAAGAACACGACAGGUCUCUUCAAGCAGUUCUGGAACGAAUACGUGCGUAUGGUUUUCACCUGAAGAUCAAGAAGUGCCGUUUUGCAAUGCCGGAGAUCCAGUUCCUCGGGCAUAUCGUGAACAAAGAUGGCAUCCGCCCCGAUCCAGUGAAGACUGAAGCCAUUUCUUAAAUGCCCCCACC